This is a messenger RNA of Vigna radiata var. radiata (mung bean), 3307 nucleotides long. Its product is annotated as leucine-rich repeat receptor-like protein CLAVATA2. NCBI's taxonomy places the organism in Eukaryota, Viridiplantae, Streptophyta, Magnoliopsida, Fabales, Fabaceae. Gene Ontology annotation, molecular function: protein binding. The transcript has a single exon. The coding region runs from base 358 to 2535 and encodes 725 amino acids. The record is from RefSeq and is a predicted model, not a curated record.
UGGGACACAACACAGUAAGAAGAGAAACUUAAAAAAGGGAUAAAGUGUUAUGCAACAGAGAGAAAGAGAGUAAAGUGAGAGAACUAAGAAGCAGAACAAAGCCACUUUAUUUUGUUCAUCUAACCUAAACCCUCCUCCUUUUACCUGUAACACUCUCACUUUAUCAGCGUGACACAACACAACCAACCAACCUAAGACCAAUGUGUAAGACGAUGUUCCUCUUUUCCUUCUCUUUAUCUCUUUCUGUCCAUUUCAUCAUGUUUUCAUUCUAAUCUUCAAAUCCUCAACCCCCCACUUCCUUUUUUCCUUCAAACUCUUCUUCCCCCUCCUCAAAAUUUUACCUUUACUCUCACGCUGAUGCUGAUGGCACACACCACGCCCCUCCACCGUUUAUGCCACCCCUUCACUCUCCUCUCCGUGAUUCUUCUCUGUGCAACCCCUUCACUCUCAAUUGAUGUUCACCUACAAGAUAAAGCCUCUCUUCUUCUGUUCAGGUCAAGACUGCAAGACCCUUACCAGAGUUUGUCCAACUGGGCAGCCUCCAACUGCACUUCAUGGACUGGAAUCACCUGUGACAACAGAACUGGGAGGGUGCUUUCCAUCAACCUAACUAGUAUGAACCUUUCAGGCCAAAUCCACCCCAGUUUGUGCCAGCUUUCGUAUCUCACCAAGGUGGGGUUGUCCCACAACAACUUCACUUCCCUUCUUCCUGAAUGUUUUGGAAAUUUGCUCAACCUAAGAGUUAUUGAUCUCAGCUAUAACAGGUUUCACGGUGGGAUACCAGACUCUUUUAUGAGGCUCAGGCACCUCACUGAUCUUGUUUUGAGUGGGAACCCUGGUUUGGGUGGUCCACUGCCUGCUUGGAUUGGAAACUUCUCUACAAAUCUGGAAAGGCUACAUCUUGGUGUGUGUUCAUUCCGUGGGGGCAUACCUGAGAGCCUUCUUUACUUGAAGUCCCUCAAGUAUUUGGACCUUGGGAACAAUCUCUUGUCUGGUAAUCUUGUUGGUUUUCAGCAGCCUUUGGUUGUGCUCAAUCUUGCUUCCAAUCAGUUUGCUGGUACUUUGCCUUGCUUUUCAGCUUCAGUUCAGUCUCUGACUGUGUUGAAUUUGUCUAAUAAUUCUAUUGUUGGGGGACUGCCUGCAUGUAUUGCUUCCUUGCAAGCUUUGACUCAUUUGAACCUGUCAGGGAACCAUUUGAAGUAUAGAAUAUAUCCUAGGCUUAUGUUUUCAUUGAAACUUCUUGUUUUGGACUUGAGUUAUAAUGAUUUUUCUGGUCCUAUUCCUAGUAAAAUUGCUGAGACUACCGAGAAACUUGUUGGCCUUGUUCUUCUUGACCUUUCUCACAAUCAAUUCUCUGGUGAAAUUCCUGUGAGAAUUACUGAGUUGAAAACUUUGCAGGCCUUGUUUCUCUCUCACAAUAUUCUCUCUGGAGAAAUUCCUGCCAGAAUUGGAAAUUUAACCUAUCUUCAGGUCAUUGAUUUCUCACACAACGCUUUGUCUGGUACCAUUCCAUUCAGCAUUGUUGGGUGCUUUCAGCUGUAUGCUCUAAUACUGAAUAACAACAAUCUUUCUGGGGUAAUUCAACCGGAGUUUGAUGCAUUGGAUAUCUUGAGGAUACUGGAUAUAAGCAACAACAGGUUUUCCGGGGCUAUCCCACUCACUCUGGCAGGAUGUAAAUCUCUCGAGAUUGUAGAUUUUAGUUCCAAUGAGCUUUCUGGAUCCUUGAAUGACGCAAUAACGAAAUGGUCAAACCUCAGGUAUUUGUCCCUUGCUCAGAAUAAGUUCAGUGGAAAUUUGCCUAGUUGGUUGUUCACAUUUGACGCAAUAGAAACAAUGGAUUUCUCACAUAACAAGUUUUCUGGCUUCAUCCCUGAUAUUAAUUUUAAGGGUAGCUUGAUAUUUAACACUAGGAAUGUCACUGUUAAAGAGCCAUUGGUUGCAGCAAAAGACGUUCAACUGAGAUUUUCAGAUGUUGUUUCUGAUAGCAAUCAACUCACUUUCACUUAUCAUCUAUCCUCAAUGGUUGGAAUCGAUUUAUCCAGCAACUUGCUCCAUGGAGAGAUUCCAAGGGGCUUAUUUGGUCUGGCUGGCCUAGAAUAUCUGAAUUUGUCAUGCAACUUUCUCUAUGGACAGCUUCCAGGUCUGCAGAAAAUGCAGAGUUUGAAAGCCUUAGAUUUGUCACAUAAUUCCUUGUCAGGGCAUAUUCCAGGAAACAUUUCUAGCCUUCAAGAUCUGUCCAUUUUGAAUCUGUCUUACAACUGUUUUUCCGGGUAUGUUCCCCAGAAGCAAGGAUAUGGGAGAUUUCCUGGUGCAUUUGCUGGAAACCCGGAUCUGUGCAUGGAAUCUUCCAGUGGCGUAUGUGAUGAUGGAAGGACUCAAUCUGUGCAAGGAAGUUCUUUCAGGGAAGAUAGGACGGAGGGACCAAUAUCUCUGGGGAUUUUCUUUAUCAGUGCCUUUGUUAGUUUUGAUUUUGGUGUUGUUGUUCUCUUCUGUUCAGCAAGGGCGAGAAAUUACAUUCUUCAAACCAAAGUUUGAUUUGAUUUUUGUGAUAGUGAUAGUUACAAAUCUCAUGUAAAUUCCAAUUUGUAAUCUGGUAGCUGGCUUCUCAGUUUUAAGUGAACAUACAGUUUAUUUGACUAGCAAUACUAUCUGGCCAUCAACUUCACCAGUGUUAUCUCAUGAGUAAUGAACAAGUGUCUCAGAAUCAGAACAAUAGGAUCAAAAUGUUAUGAUGAGUUGCAAAAGGUUUAAAGAACACCCGUAACUGGCGAUCGGCUUUAUCUAAGUGAAGACUAGUCCUGCAUCAUUCGGCCAGGAAAAGAAUAGAUGGUUGUGGUGAACAUGUGAUCCGAGUAGAGAUCAAUCUUUCAUCGUUUUGUUGGCGGUUGUUCUCUUUUGCUGAACUGGUUGCAGUUAGAUUAGAUUGCAUCACUGCAUCCAAUAUUCAUAAUCAAUGUGGUGAAGGGUCAGCAGCAGGAAACAUACUGAUUUGGUCUAGUUAUGGUGAAACUUUGAUCUUGUUCAUCAAACUGCAGAUUUGCAAGAAUGUUUAGUUGAAGAGAACUUGUAUCAUUCUAGAUUAACCUAGCUCUUUUCUUGGCUUGGGGAACCUAACUUUUCCCCAUAGGUGUUUUGCCUUGAGAUCGCCCGUUGAUGAAGUAUAGUGAGGAGUGGUAUGUGCAGACAAGAUAUAUGGAGCAGAUUUUCAUAUAUUUAAGAUUAUUAUUACAAUCACAACACCAUCUUAUGUGAUCAACUUUAUUUUGUUGUCUUUAUAAUUACAAGAAUGUGAAAGAGUGUUCCUAGA